This is a messenger RNA of Thlaspi arvense, 1026 nucleotides long. NCBI's taxonomy places the organism in Eukaryota, Viridiplantae, Streptophyta, Magnoliopsida, Brassicales, Brassicaceae. The record is from the annotation of a GenBank genome assembly.
GGGAUAGAAGAAGGAAAACUAAGAUCGAGGAUAGGAGUUUUGAAAGAGAAGCGCCUCCAUCCAUUCAUGGCCGCUAUGAGCGAGAAGGAAGCUAUGGUGGAUCCUUUUCUGGUCGAGGCUCUUCAGAACCCUCGUCAUCGUCUCACCAUUUUGCGUAUGGAGCUAGACAUACAGAAGUUCUUUCAAAGUCCAGAGCAGCAACAGUUUGAGUUCCGGCCUUUUCCAACAUCGUAUCUUCGUCUCGCUGCUCACCGUGUUGCUCAGCACUACGGGCUAUUCACCACAGCUUUAGACAGUGGUGCUGUAGAUGGCUCAGGGAGCAGAAUCCUGGUGACAAAAACGGCGGAAAGUAGGUACCCAUUUGUCUGUUUGUCCGAGAUUCCCGUGAAGCAACCUGAGACUUAUGGUAGGCCUGAGGGUUUCAAAAUCGCCAUCAAGCCUAGACCCAACAGAGGGUCUGGUGGGCUGGGUAGUGGAUCAGGAGUAGAAAAGAAUCUCUUGAGAAGCGUUGAGGAGAGAAAAGAGGAGUACGAUAAAGCCCGGGCUCGCAUCUUCAACAGCCCUAGCAGUUCAGACUCUGAAGACUCUUCAACACGAGCUCCUCCUCCUCCGCUUCCUCUUGAAACGAAACAUAACAGUAGAUGCCCGACCAGAAAUGAGACCGAGAAUCUUGUUGAUGUUGAGAGGAAUGGUGUUAUGAGAGAGUCUGGACGGAUUUCUCGGGUUGCCAUUAUUAGAGAUAGAGAGAAGGAUCGUUAUGAUCCUGAUUAUGACCGGAACAGGUACGUGAGGGUUACGCCACCGGGACAAAACUUCAAUCCGAUACCUAUUCAGCUUCCGUUCCAUGAUGCGGUUUUCCCACCGAUGCCAAGAACUCAAGCCAGCAUAAACUAUGGACAUCCUUUAAACCGGGCUAUGAACGCUUUCUGUACACAAUCACUAAACCAACCUUCUAUUAACGCACCUGCUUAUACAGAGUGGCCUACUGCUUCAGAGGCACAUCUUUUCAGGCAUCACAAUCCCUGA